This is a messenger RNA of Schistocerca cancellata (South American locust), 3029 nucleotides long. RefSeq lists its product as uncharacterized. The record is from RefSeq and is a predicted model, not a curated record. Gene Ontology annotation, biological process: nucleoside metabolic process. Lineage: Eukaryota; Metazoa; Arthropoda; Insecta; Orthoptera; Acrididae. The transcript has 14 exons. Gene Ontology annotation, molecular function: catalytic activity. Bases 254 to 2095 code for a protein of 613 amino acids.
AAAAUGACGUUCACUUGCGAUCUGUCAACGCCUAUGAAGUCAUAGCAGGUGUGGUUAUAUUUUUGUAGCGUUACAGCAGCGAUUGAACAUCUUGAGGAUAGCCGCAUGUGGUGACUUCAGUUAUGAAUCAUUGGCAGUUUGCUUACUAACUCACGAGGUCUGAACGUCACAGUUCUUGCGUUUUCAGUUGCACGAACGAUAUUGUGCUAUAUGCAACUGUAAAUAGUGGGAGAAGGAAGCAUUAUAAGAUAAUAUGGAGCUGGCACGAAAAGAUCACAUUGUUAUGACGCCAAAAUGCAAAACUACUGAUUCAACAACCCUUGCGAUUGAACGUAGGGCAGUUCCUUUGGAUGAUACCAAGAAUGACAAAAUACAUGUUGCUGGUGGUGACCACCAGGGAAUCAUAAUUAAUAAAGAACUGGCAAAGGAUGCGGAUGAUAGCCCAGCACAGCUGUCCCUGGAGUUCAGGGUGUUCCUCGUGAAUGCCCAGACAGGCAGCCAUACACGCGAGAGCCGUACGCUGCACUAUUGGUUCGCAGAGGAGCUGCCAGCGGCGGAGCGUCCGUCUGUGGCUCAGCUGUUCUUCAGGGAGCUGGUCAGCCCACAAGAAUUUCCCAGGGAUUAUGUUGGUUUCAUCAAGAAAGUUAUGAAACUGCUGCAGCAUGGAUUUACUGGUAUCCGGAAAGUGGAAGUCACUCUAAAGCAGCUUGGUACAUCUGACCAACCUCCGCCUUCAGCUAGACCCUCUCAAGACGGGGUGUUGGUCAUCUCCCUAGGACCGACUACACGCCCUGUGUCAGUAUCUGCAGAUGAGAGCACACUGGGUGCCGUCGCUCCGCUCACAGAAGAACGCAUCAAAGAACUGCUGGAAUCUUCGUUUCCGAACCCGGUGACUGCGGUGGAGCUGGCGCGUUCCAACGGCUGGUCCGAGGAGGAAGUGCAGGCGCAGUUGUCACAGCUGACGGAGAAGGGCAUUGCCAAGGCUCUCGAGCACGGUGCAUACACGCGCGCAGUUGCUACCAAAGUGCAGGUCGUGCGUAACAUGCCGGCCAUGGUGCAGUCCAAGCAGCCGACAAUCGCCAUCAUCACCGCACAGUACUGUGAGAAGUUGGCAGUGGACUCCAUGCUAGAUAACCGGGAAACCUUUGUACGGUACACAACAGUCGGUACAUUGGCGAAAGACCCUGUGACUGGCAAGUCGGUGAGCUUGAAGCGUUUUGGAGAAUCAAAUGUCUACACAUUGGGCAACAUUGGAGCACACCGUAUCGUAUGCACAAAGUUGCCAACUGUCGGCCACACACGGGAGGCCAUUACUGCUGCGGGAAACACAACAACCAGGAUGCUGGGGACUUUCCAGAAAGUGGACCAUGUGUUUUUGGUCGGUGUCGGAGGUGGAGUGCCUCACUACACGGACUACAGGAGGCAUGUCAGGCUCGGCGAUGUUGUCGUCUCGCAUCCUGUUGAUGGCAAGAGGUCAGUUUAUGUCUAUUGUGAGAAUGCUGCAUUAUCGGAGUCUGGUGGGGCAGAGUUUGAGAUAAAGGAAUAUUGCCCAAACAACAUGGGACUGCAGGAGAUUGCUGCCCAGCUGCAGGCAGAGGCAGAAUCCCGGGAUGAACCACCGUGGAUGCAGUUGAUGCGGGAAGCAAUAAAUUCGUUGCAGUCAGAGUCCGAACACGAUUUCUCUCAGCCUCCCGCUGACUCAGAUAAGCUGUACAUGGCUAUUGGAGAACGGGAUCUCAUAGAAGUGGCCCAUCCAUCCCCACAAGAAGGUGCUGAAAAUCACAGGCGGAAAGGCUGUCCGUGGCUCCACCUGUCUCCUGUUGCGUCCGGGCGGGGCGUAGCUCGCGAUGAAGCGCUGAGGCAGCAGCUGGCCCACGAGACGGGGGCACUCGCAUUUGACUCGGAGUUUGACGCAGUGCUCGAUGCCGUGACUGGGUCGUGCAGAGACAGCUUCCUCGUAGCGCGCGGUAUUGCUGACUACCGCGACGGCGGCCGUCCAGGGGCAGCAGGCUCCCAGUGGCAGCCAUAUGCCGCCCUCGCGGCUGCAGCGGUUGUGCGCUGCAUCGUCGAGAGAGUCCCAGCUGUGUGUGACUAGCAUCUGUACUGAGAGACAACUAUCUUUGCUGGUAAUUUAUUUCAUUAGUCAGUCCAAGACUUCAUUCAAAUUCCUAAUUUUUAUAGAACUUGUUUUGGUCAUAUAGAGAAUAAACUUGGUUUAGAGUUUUAUUUAUUAAUUAUGCAUGAUCACUAGAAAUUACAUUGUAGGACUGUGGUCCUUAAUCACAGCUAUGUGGCUUAAGUUGUUAUAUUUGCCACAUUGUUCGUUUUAUUGAAGACUAGUUGUUGCAUUUAAUUGUAAAUUCAAUACUGGUAACUAAUGCUGAGUUUCUUAAAGAAUAUUCAUUAGUGUGUGUGUGUGUGUGUGUGUGUGUGUGUGUGUGUGUGUGUGUGUGUGUGUGUCUGAGUCUAAUAGGGAUAGGUAUUUUUUGAUAUUUUAAGACUGUGCUGCUCAUCAUAAUUUGCUGUGAAGAGAUCAUCUUACUUCUAUGAUACUUAAAAAAAAAAAAAAAAACAUCCUCCUGUCCAAAUAUGUUGUUCCUACUGUCACAUACAAAAAUGAUCUGUGUUGUAUUGUCUUCACUUGACUGGCCGGAGAGAUAUAAUUAUAUUUUCCCAAGUUCAUUUUGCAUGUACUCUCUUCACAGCUGUGUAGUUUAUUAUAUGCAUGCUGGAUUUUUUUUAUUUUGUUAAUAAGUAUACUGUCUCCUGUUUCUUUUGGGAACAGUAUGUUUUAUUAGAGGGAACUGUUACGGCAGAUAUUGGUCCAUAUUUUAAUAUAGGGUAGAGUAUACGUCAUGAAGAGGAAAGUUAGAAGUACAGAUAAUAUUGUUAUAUAAGUUAUAAGGUGUGCCAGGAUGUAAUUGUAAGGCAGCAAUGUGUAACUGAGGUGCUAACAUUAGACUGGACUAGUACAGUUACAACGAAUGUUUCUUCAAGUUCCGUGCACCCCCCCCCCCCCCCGCCCCCCC